Messenger RNA from Seminavis robusta, 2073 nucleotides. The record is from the annotation of a GenBank genome assembly. NCBI's taxonomy places the organism in Eukaryota, Bacillariophyta, Bacillariophyceae, Naviculales, Naviculaceae.
AUGAUGGAGAUUGAACCCCCACCCCCACCGGAAGUAUCUCCUCCUCAACCCGAAGUGGUGGAAUUGGCCACACUGGCAUUGCCUGCGACGGCACUGGACGGUGGCAUGGAAGCGGGUCAAAGUGCUCAUGUAGUGUUGGAAGCCAGCAAUGAAACGGUGGAACACAUUCAAACGGCCACGCAAGAUGCCACGGCCGAUCAACCCAUGAUUAGUGCCGUGGUCGAUUUGGAAACCUUGGCGGAAUUGGCCGGUGCGACAGAAGAAGAUUUUAUCAGCGGACUGCAUCAAGAUGCGCGCGACAAUCGGGCGGCAGAAACGGCAGCGGAAGUGGAAGGGGACGAAGAAGUGGGAGAAACCACGCCACUGGUAGUAGUAACAACAACAACAACAGAUGAAGAAGAAGCCACGGGUACCGAACAAAUUACAUUACCCGCGGAUCCGUUUAUUGAAAGUCUCGCCGACGCCCUUCUUCAAACCGUCCCGGAAGAGGAAGAUCUACAAUCUAUCGCUGGAACAACCGUGGGUGGACACGAAAGUCUCGCAGGAGCUACAUGGGCCAGUGCGUCCUUGGUUGUAACGGGUGAUGCGGCCACAUUGUUGAGUGGAGAACAAUUGGAAGAACAACAUUUUGCCCACGAUGCGUUUUUGCUCGAUGUACCGACCACCGACGAAGACGGACAUACCGAGCAUCGUUACGUAUUGGCAUUGCCGGAAAUUGUCGUGGAACCUUCGGUGCAAACCGAUACAUCUCAACUGUCACAUGGUUCCUUUACCAUGAUGGAACGGGCCAUGUCCAUUUUACCCAGUACUACCCGAUUGCCCUCGGAUAUUGAAGCGGUCCAUUUGGAAGCUACGGAAGUGGAACCCAGCAAAGAGGAUCCAACCACACAAGUCCAUUUGGAUUUGGUCGUCGAACGACGGGUUCCAGUCAUUGGUUAUGUCAUUUUAUUUGCUGGAUUGUUUGCUUUGGCCAGUGUGGGAGCGGCAUUGGAUUUGCAAGAAGGAGGUGUGACACCCACCAUGAAGACGUUAUGGCGUCAGACGGCAACCUUUUUGGUCUAUUUGCCCAUGGUCAUCAAGUCCUUGCGUCAAGAUGGGAUCCCAAAAUUGGAGUCCACUCAAUGGGUGCUGUUGCCCAUUAGUUCCAUGGCGUAUACCUACAUGACGCUGGCAUUUGUCCUUGCUUUGGAAAUGACUUCCUUGGCCAAUGCGUUUGUUCUGUCCAAUAUGACUUCUCUUGUUAUUAUUGCUGGGAGAGCAGUUUUGGGAUUGCCCAUUUUGGCAUUGGAAGGAGGAGGUGCCAUCACUGGGUUCAUUGGAGCUGCCAUUUGUGCUCAAGCACAGGGAGCUGACAUUGGACGAAGAUUGCUACUAGAACUGGAUGUGUCGUUUUGGGGCAAUGCCAUUGCGUUUUCUGCCAGUUUUGGAACGGCAGCUUAUUUGUUGAUUGCCAAAAAAUUGCGACCAAAAAUGGAUCUGUUUGUCUUCAUGUCCAUCAUUAUGGGAUUUGGGGCGUUGCUGUUGGUGCCCUACUUGUACUUGAUUGGAGAAGACAUUACCUUUGAUAUGCAUCCAGUACAUGGUGUUUUCGGGUGGUUGAACUUGCAGGCGGACCGCCUGCCAUUGGAGCUCUACAUGGCAGUUGUUUGCAAUUGUUUGGGAACUACAGGAUACAUUGCAGUCAUGAAAUACUUUGAUCCCAUUGUUCCAGCCACCGUGAUGCUUUUGGAGCCUGUCAUUGGGGCUCUUUUAGGGGCCGCAGCAGGCACCGCACCCAUACCCGGCCUUCAGACCUGGUUGGGAAAUUUGGUGGUGGCAGGAGGUACUUUCUUGGUCACUUAUGCUGGUUCGAGCAAGACGGAAAGCAUUGAUGCGACGGAAGCUUUGCGCCCUGGUGUUGGCACAUUUGUGGAUGGCGAUGAUUCGGCUAGUCUCAAGUCCUCCGUGGUGAAGAGCCCCUUGAUUCCUCGCCCUUCCGCACUACCCUCGGUGGAUGAGCGCAAACCACAGACCGAUGCUGUUGGUGACAACAAUAUGCCAGCUCCGGCCAAGGUGGUUUGGACGACCGAGUAA